Messenger RNA from Cygnus olor (mute swan), 4812 nucleotides. It is a transcript of the gene ELP2, whose product is annotated as elongator acetyltransferase complex subunit 2. NCBI's taxonomy places the organism in Eukaryota, Metazoa, Chordata, Aves, Anseriformes, Anatidae. Bases 24 to 2501 code for a protein of 825 amino acids. The record is from RefSeq and is a predicted model, not a curated record. Gene Ontology annotation, molecular function: protein binding. The transcript is spliced from 22 exons. Gene Ontology annotation, biological process: tRNA wobble uridine modification. Gene Ontology annotation, cellular component: elongator holoenzyme complex.
GCGCACGUGGCCGGCGGGGCAAGAUGGCGGCGCCCGUGUCGGUGAGCCAUGUCGCCUGCUGCGCCAACCGGGCGGGCGGCGGGGCCGUCUCCUGGGGGCGGCGGGGGCUGCUCGCCUUCGGCAGCUGCCGAGACGUCAUCCUCUACCAGCCGGCGGCGAGGCGGACGGUCGCCGCCCUCCGCGGGCACACCGGCAGGGUGAACUGCGUGCGCUGGGUCCGCCGGCGGGACGGAGCAACUGAAACGGAGUUAGUUUCUGGUGGAUCUGAUAAGCAGCUCAUUCUUUGGGAAUGGAAUGGAAAAGGAGUGUGGAAUGAUCAGCUUGUGAAAAGCGUUACUCUCGAAGGUCAUACUGAAGCUGUUUGUGCAGUGGAUGCUGUCUACCAGUCAGAUGAACCUGAUUUAGAUGUGUUAAUAGCUUCUGCAGCAUCUGACUCUACUGUGAGAAUCUGGUCUCGGCAUGGUUCAGAAGCUAAAUGCAUUGAAAUUCUGCAAUUUGGAAAUGGAUUUGUUAUGGAUGUCUCCUUAUCCUUCUUGCCUGGCAGCAAUGUACCAAUACUGGCUUGUGGUGGUGAUGACUGCAAAAUACAUUUGUUUAUACAGCAGAACAGUCAGUUUCAGAAAACAUUAAUCCUCCCUGGCCAUGAAGAUUGGAUAAGAGGCAUUGAAUGGGCAGUGUGUGAUGAAGACCUAUUCUUAGCAAGCUGUGCUCAGGAUUGUUUGAUAAGAAUUUGGAAAGUGUGUAUGAAAUCAAAGGAAUCUUCAGAAACUGAAGAUUAUUCCAUAAGACUGAAAGAGAAUGUUUUUACUGUUAAAGAUACUGGUACAACAUACGCAGUUACUUUGGAGUCUGUGUUGGCUGGUCAUGAAAACUGGGUGUAUGCAGUCCACUGGCAACCUUCCUUUUCCAAAGGUGGCAGCAUACAACAACCAAUGAGAAUAUUGUCUGCUUCAAUGGACAAAACUGUGAUCCUUUGGGAACCUGAUAAGGAAUCUGGAGUUUGGCUAGAACAGGUGCGGGUAGGUGAAGUGGGGGGCAAUACCCUUGGAUUUUUUGACUGCCAGUUUAGUCCAGAUGGUUCAAUGAUCAUUGCUCAUGCUUUUCAUGGAGCAUUUCACCUUUGGAAACAGUCUUCGGUUAAUAAGAAAGAAUGGACUCCAGAUGUGGUGAUUUCAGGACAUUUUAACAGUGUAGAGGAUGUAAAGUGGGAUCCAGAAGGAGAAUUUAUCAUCAGUGUUGGAUCUGAUCAAACUACUAGACUAUUUGCUCCAUGGAAAAGAAAACAUGAGACAGAGGUAACCUGGCAUGAAAUUGCAAGGCCUCAAGUACAUGGGUAUGACAUGCGUUGUUUGGCAAUGAUUGGCCGGUUCCAGUUUGUAUCAGGAGCAGAUGAAAAAGUGCUUCGAGUUUUUCGUGCUCCCAAGAAUUUUAUAGAAAAUUUCAGUAAUAUCACUGGUAUUCCAAUGGAGAAGCUGUACUCUCAGCAAUCAUCUGACCUUCCAGAAGGUGCAACUGUGCCAGCUUUGGGUUUAUCCAAUAAAGCUGUUUUUGAAGGAGAUAUGCCUGUUCAACCAGCUGAGGAUGAAGAAACUUUUAAUACCAUUUCUAAUCAGUAUCCUGAGAUUUAUUUUCAACCUUUGAUCCUUACAGAACCUCCCCCAGAGGAUCACUUGCUGCAGAAUACUUUGUGGCCUGAAAUUCAGAAGUUAUAUGGACAUGGAUAUGAAAUUUUUUGUGUUGCUUGCAAUAAUUCAAACACUAUAAUUGCCUCAGCGUGUAAGGCUUCUAAAAAAGAACAUGCAGCAAUUAUUUUGUGGAGCACUACUUCUUGGAAGAAACUACAGAGUUUGUCAUUUCACAAUCUGACUGUUACUCAGCUGGCAUUUUCUCCUAAUGACCAAUUUUUAUUAGCAGUUUCUAGAGACAGGAAUUGGUCACUGUGGAGGAAACAGGACUCAGAGUCAGGCCCAGUUUUCAGUUGCUGUGCAUACACAGACAAAAAUACAGCUGUUCACAGUCGAAUCAUUUGGUCCUGUGAUUGGACACCAGAUAGCAAGUAUUUUGUUACUGGCAGUCGAGACAAAAAGGUCAUUAUCUGGGGCCAGUGCGAUUUAUCUAUGACAACUGAAGGGAAUAUGCUGGAUUCAAUCAAGCCUUGUUCAACAGUACUGGAUGCCAGGGAUUCUGUUACUGCCGUUAGUAUCAGCCAUGUGCUAACUCCUGAUGGAAGGUAUAUUGUUGCAGUAGGGUUAGAGAAUGGGAAUAUUAUCUUGUACACAUGGAAGCAGAGUGGGCAAGAACCAGCACUAGCUGAUUGGACUAAAUGCACUGAGAUGGAUAACAGCCAAAGUCACGCUCUUGCUGUGAAACGUUUGUGUUGGAGACAUCAUGAGGGCAGAGCUGGACAUAAUGAUCAGAAAAACAGCGAAUGGUUGCAGCUUGCAAGUUGUGGAGCUGAUCACUGUGUUAAAAUAUUCAACGUCAACAGAUUUGCUCUUUAGAAAAAACAGCAGGCCUGUCUGUGCAAAAUGGGUUCACAACAUUUUAUUUCAACUUUGUUUAACCAUAUUGAUUUUUGAAUUCUGUUUUCUGCCAUGGAAAGUGAAACAUCUGAAAUGUAACUUAUUAAAGCAUUUUUCAUGGUUGUUUAAAACACCAAAUAUUUUUCUAAUUUUGUAGUUCCAGGAAUGUGAAGUAUUUGAUAUAGUGUGGUUGGUGAAUCUCUUGGAACUCAGAGAGAGAAGGUGGCCUAGGGCACAGAAGAACAAUAAUGAGAUGGCUUUGUUCACUGUGACUCUGGGGUUGAUGGGAAGCUGCUAGUACUUAGGUUCUUCUGUGCUUGGGGUUAUAAGUGGAGUACUGAAAUGUUCUGAGCACCUUAUUCCUGUUAAAUGCAACUGUUGGUAAGCCUGCCAGUGCUGACACUGUGUGUUUAAGCAUCUGUAGUUAACCAGAGAUAAGAGUUAUGCAGCUUUCUUCAAUGGCCUUCUUUUCACUGUUUACUACAGUGCUGGUCCAACUCUUAGACUAGCCUACUCCUACUUUAGAAGGAGUAGAUUUUCUUUAUGCUUGGAGUGGUCUGCUUGUUUGUUUUUCCUAUCAAGUGGGGCUUAAAGCCUAACUCGCAGGCAACUUAAAUCUUCUUCCAUCUCCUCUGAGUAACUGUGAACCUUUCCCAUGCAGACGGCUAUAGAAGAACCACCUCUUUCUUUGCUUCCUCUACAAUUUGGGCUGGAAAAGCUUACAAAUAUUAGUGGGCAGGAGCUGAAAGGUGGCAACUGUUCCCUUAUAUUACCUUCUACUAACUCUUCCUGGCUCUUCUACUGACUCUUCCUGGCUUUUGAGAGUUCUGUUGAGAGGCUGAGCGGGUUAACUUAACAGUCUAAUUGUACUGUAAUUAGCAUAGAAUGAUGGUAGAUAGUGAGUACUUCAAAAAGGGUGCCUUUGCCCUCAGCAUGUCUGUCUCUGAUUCCAAAGUCUAAUUAGAAAUUAGUUAAACUUUGGGGUUGAAACGAUUUUUGUUCUAGAACCAAUUGCUACCCAAACUGGUAGUGCAGAAAUAAAUUGGAAUUGUGUUUUACUGUGUUGCAUCCUUAGCUAAAGAAUACAGUGUGGGCCAAACUCUUUUCAGAAUAAUUAUAAUUUAUGUUUUAAAGGGGUUUUAUAUUUUCUUUUUAUUUUCAAUUCUAUUUUUCAGUAUUUAACAACAAAAAAAGCAAUUCUUUAAAAUUCUUUAAAAUUAAAGCCCUACACCUUAAUAAAGAUGCUUUGCUAUAUUCAUUUUAUUUGUGGUACCCAGUGUUUCCCUCACAUGCGUAUUUUAAACACUUUAUUAAUGUAUCUUGUCCAAGAAUUCUUAAACCUAGACUGUAUCCUGACAAAAGCAAGUUAUAACUUACUAUUCAUGAGGCUUCACAAUGUUGCCAAAAAUGGAACUUUGUCACAAUUGUAAUUCAGUAUCUUACACUUGAUACUUGAAUUUGAUGAUAAUACCAGAUAAUAAUUUUCAAUACUAGUUAUGUCUUGCCAUGAGGCUUCUCUUGCCUACAGGGAAAAGUGAAUCAUAAUAUUAUUGUCCCUCACUUGUAUUUUGUGCUGUCAUUAAAGAAACUGUUUUUACCUAUACCAGUGUUGUUGUUAAACAAGCAUCAGCUAUUACAUGGUUUAGUAAACCAUUCCAUUACACCUGGGAUUUUUGUGGCUCAAUCAUAUGGAAGAGUAUACCUCAUUUUUCCAACUUUAAAUGUAUCAGAUCAGACUUCAUCUCCACAGUUUAACUGUUUGUAACAGACACUUUUUAUUUUCAGUUGUUAGAGGUUGUCAGGAGACUUGCACAUGAUAUUUUUUUUAAAAGUACAGCUUUCUUUGUUUACAUUAUAACUUUCCUGUGCAUUUAGUUGGCCUGACUUUUAUGUAUGCCUUUAUCUUCUCAGCAAAUCAACUGUAGUCUUCUUAAACCAGCAUGUAAAUCGGCACCUGGGUCAGAUACUGAUUUCAUUAUCUCAGCUCAUAUCAGAAAACUAUUUGGAUCAACAUAAGCGUGAUACAAAGAAAAAGUUAGUGUAAUUUUAGAGGUCAUUUUGGGGAUAACAUUGGGCUGCCUAAUGAAGAAUAGGGUUCUUUAAACAGCAUAGUAGUACACUUUAUAAUAAAGUCCCUAAAGAAUUUCUGGUUUGCUUGGUUUCUUUAUUAAAAAAAAAAAAAAAGAGAACAGCAAGCAUUUUCCAGACUCUGACUGUAUUCACUCUAUUUCAUUAUUCUUGUUUUAUUGAUUUUGUAAAUACUGCUGGAAUAAAGUGUCUUCUUGCUAUA